CGGCAACGAAAGCACGAACCUAUUAAGGCUGAACCCACGCAUGAAAAGUUCUGCUUUACGAGUGAUUGUCAAGCCAACUGAGUAAAGCAGACUUGAUUGUAGCAAUAGUCGUGACACUAUCUAUCUAAAUCACUGCAGUCAACAAUCACGUCUAGAUGAACAGAGAAUCGUCUACAGCUGAUGAAGCUUCUGACGAGUCGUCUGACCAAGCAGAUGAGUCUCAAGAGACAUCUGUAUCAUCGUCUGCAGUUGAUGAACCCUCUGACGAGUCGUCUGACCAAUCAGAUAAGUCUGAAGAGAAAUCUGUAUCAUCGUCUGAGGUUGAUGUGUCAGACUCAAAUACCUCGAGAGAAUCCAGAGAGUAUUGUUGACUGUCAUAAUUUUCGCUUUGGGUGAAGAUAUUAUCGGCUGUAUCGUUAGCUGUGGACGCAAGAGUCUGGAUGGUAUAACCUUCGGAUUCUUUUCGGAGAUUGCUCUGCG
This is a messenger RNA of Protomyces lactucae-debilis, 480 nucleotides long. RefSeq lists its product as uncharacterized. NCBI's taxonomy places the organism in Eukaryota, Fungi, Ascomycota, Taphrinomycetes, Taphrinales, Protomycetaceae. The transcript has a single exon. The record is from RefSeq and is a predicted model, not a curated record. The coding region runs from base 181 to 396 and encodes 71 amino acids.